AUGUACGGCGAAUACCGCUCCCAAUCCCACCAACGCGGCGAUAGCCCACGCCGCCCAUCUCCCCAUCACGACUCGAGGGAGUAUUAUCGGUCGCGGAAUGGUAACAACGCCAAGGAACAAUCGAGAGGGGCCCAGAAGGGGAUGAACCGAUACUAUUCAAGGAGUCCAGUCCGAGACAGGAGACGCGACUACCGAGGAGGAUAUUACAACCGCGACGAGCUGCAAUAUGACGACGAUGACGAUGCUCAAGGGCGAGAACAGGGCGAGUGGGAUGAGACCGAAGAUAGAGGCCGACAGCGGCGGCGGCGGCGGUCGUUCUCUGAGGACGGUGGCCAUGAUGGGAGAUCUGGCCGGUCUUUAACACCCGUUUCUCGCCCUAACCCUUCCAACACAUUGAUACUGGAGGGCCUACCGAUGGAUGUCAAUGAGGAUGAUAUUCUUGAUGGCUUUGAUGCCUUUACCAACUCAUCCAGGUUCGCCUCGGAUCAGAUAAGAGCCGUCCGGUUACGUACCAACAAGCUGGGCCGGAGGAUAUGCUUCGUCGAGUUCUUCAGUGUCGAUGAUGCCGAAGACUUUAUCGAAAGACACAACUACAGAAUGAGUUUGGAUCUUCCUGUGCCUGGAAGAAGGGAACUCGAGUCUGUGCAAGUCAGCGUCAACUACAGCCGCAACAAGGAGGAUGCUGGCGGGGGCGAUGGACGCUGGACUUGUGUACAUUGCGCUGGUGUCAAUUAUUCACGCCGGAUUGCCUGCUACAAAUGCGGUCGAGACGAGGACGACUCUGGUGCGGGCCCAAUUCUAACUGGCGAGACCGACGAAGCGCCUGCACAUUUACCUUCACAGUAUCUUGUAGUGAGAGAUCUUGAGGGUUCUAUCACCGAGGAGGUCCUCGCCAAGGGCAUUAUGAAGCUCUUUGUUGAUGAAAGCAAGCUUCCAAAGGAGCAAGCUCCGCCAGCUAAGAAGCUCAAGUCUACAGCUCCCGUUGGCAACACCACCAACUUGGGUGCCAAGCCCGGAUCUUUGCGUAGGGUAUUCCUUAUGCGCGACAGGAGGACCAACGAGUCGUGGCGGUAUGGCUUUGCCGAGUUCCGCACUUUGGAAGAUGCUCAAGCUGCCGCGGCCAAAUUCAGAGCGUCGCCAAAGUUCACAAUCUCGUCGAAACCCGUCACAGUUGGUUUCAUCCACACCGGAGUGUUUGUGCCUGUUUUGGAGGCGGAUGACCACGAUUCACCUCCGACGGCCUUUGUCCCGGUCUACAAUCGGGAGGUGAAGCUCAAAUACUGGGACAGCAGGGCAUAUCCGAGUAUUUAUGACGUGAACCGAGAGUCUAGCCCGGAGCCGACCAGUCCGGAAGGCGCCAGUCCAGAGAAGCCCGAUGUUGACUCGAAUGCUACAGUCGACGCGAACGGCAAAAGAGUCAAGAAAGCCAAGGAUAAGGAGAAGGAGAAGGCCAUUGCCAUGGCGCCUCAGAUGCAGAUGUGGGCUAAGAAGCGGGCAGAGCUGCAUCGGGCUGGCAUACAACCAGGCGUCGAAGGUGUCGUGGAGAUGGAAUUGGAUUCCACGGGGGAAGGGGAGACGCAGCAGCAUCAACGAAGGGCUUUCGGUCCCCGUGCGAAGCAUGACAAAGACACAUACGUCAGUUAUGGGAAUGUGGACGACCUGACGUGUCUUUUGUGCAUGCGACGGUUCACCACAGCGCAGGAUCUUCGCGACCAUGAGGUGCUCAGCCAGGACCAUGCCUCUGCGCUACAGGAUACAGACAAGGUUCACAAGGCUACCGCCAGGCUGGAUAGAGUCGGCAAAAAGCCGGAAACUGUGGCACGGCGCACUACUCGCGACAGGUCGGACCCAGCGCCGAUUUAUACGUCAUAUGCGGACCCGGAUGCAAUUUGUUGCUUACUAUGCCGCCGAAGGUUCAAGGGGCUGGCUACUCUACGAUUGCACGAGAGGGAAAGUGAGCUGCACAUGACGACGCUGAAAGACGAAAAGCGUGUGGAGCAAGCCGUGAUCGAGCUCGUCAAGCUUGGCAAAACCCCGAUCCAGAUGAGGCCUAAGGAAAGCGGCAACCAAUAUCGCGACCGAGCCAGGGAAAGGCGCAAGGCUUUUGGACCUUCUACCAAGGCCAAGAGCGGCCAGAACCAAGCAAAGAAGGAUGGCGGCAAAAAGGAAGACACAGCGCCCAAAGAGAAGCAACCAUCCAAGGGUGCGGCGCUGCUCAGCAAGAUGGGAUGGACGGCCGGACAGGGGCUGGGUGCGGAUGGCAGCGGGCGUGCAGAAGCGAUCCGGACCGAGAUGUACAGGCCAGGUGUUGGACUUGGAGCAGAGGGAGGAAAGGUUGGAGAUGCUGCCGAGGCGGCAAGUCGGAACACCAAGGGCGUUUACGACGACUUUGUCAAGGUCACAAAGGAUAAGGCAAGGGAGAGGUUUGAGAAGUUGGAGUAA
Molecule: messenger RNA, 2442 nt
Organism: Pyricularia pennisetigena
Lineage: Eukaryota; Fungi; Ascomycota; Sordariomycetes; Magnaporthales; Pyriculariaceae
Exons: 5
Coding region: 1-2442 (813 amino acids)
Biological process (GO): mRNA splicing, via spliceosome
Cellular component (GO): nucleus
Molecular function (GO): RNA binding
Source: RefSeq, a predicted model, not a curated record